Saccharomyces eubayanus is the source of this 1224-nucleotide messenger RNA. RefSeq names its product Spo20p (gene SPO20). NCBI's taxonomy places the organism in Eukaryota, Fungi, Ascomycota, Saccharomycetes, Saccharomycetales, Saccharomycetaceae. Gene Ontology annotation, molecular function: SNAP receptor activity; syntaxin binding. Gene Ontology annotation, cellular component: plasma membrane; SNARE complex. The coding region runs from base 1 to 1224 and encodes 407 amino acids. The record is from RefSeq and is a predicted model, not a curated record. Gene Ontology annotation, biological process: exocytosis; vesicle fusion. The transcript has a single exon.
AUGGUGUUCCGAAAGAUACUUGCUAGCAAAUCACAUCACAGUCGUCACCAUCAUAAUUCUCUCCACCACCACCAUCAUCUUAGCCUCAAGUGGCCAAAACGCCGUCAUACACUCAUUUCAAACGUUACCGGAUCCAAUGAAACAAAAUAUCUAUCGCCAUUUAGAAAUAGUACAGAUACGGGAAGUAGAAAACGUGAUAGAUUGAACGUAAAAAUAAAGUCGCUGAGAAAUAAGAUUCAUAUGCGGUUCCAUCCCACAUACAUAAUUGAUGACACGGCUACAGUAACCAGUGAUGAAAAGUAUGAUGCUUACGGAGAAACUAAAAGAGACGAGCUCACCACAAUGUCGUUAGAAGAACUUUUCCCCAGGUCUAAUCGGUAUCGAAUCCCUGAGGAUAAUGAAGAAGAAACGAAUAGCGUUAUUCACAGGGAAUUGGGCAAAAGUGAAAAUGAAAAUGAAGAUGAAAAUGAUUACCCCAGAUGGGGAAACGCGGAACAACGCUACAGUUUUGAAAACGACCAGUUCAAUGAGGACGAAAUUGUGAACAGAAUAAGGUCUGAAAUCAGGACUACAAAAUUGAACUCCGUAAAAACCAGUAACAGAACACUGGCAAAAGCUACAGAGGCCCAACUAAUUGGAAAAAGGGUUCUCCAGCAGUUAAGUUGCCAAAGUAAUCAACUAACCAAGAUCGAGGAUAAUUGCGACAUUCUUAAAAUCCAAUCUAAUGUGGCUGACAAAAAAAUCGACGAACUUGUUCAUGAAAAUAGAAGUUUGUUUGCAUUGACAUCACCCAACCCGUUUAGGAAGAAAAGAGAAAGAGAAAAACAAAACCAAAUCAAUGACUUGAAGAUGAAACAGUAUCAUCUACAGCAGGAAACCAUGAAACGGGCCCAAGAAUCUGGGAGAAACUUAGCCGUACGCCUAACUUCUAACUAUGAGCGAUAUGAUAAAGAGGAAGAACGACAAUAUAUUCUCAAAAACGCCCAAAAAUAUCAGUUUGAACCUGAUGAAGAAGAUAAUAGGAUGGAAAUUGAAUUGUACGAAAACUUUGAACAAAUAAAAGCAGCGAGUGGCAACUUGAAAGAAAUGGCUCAAGCAUUUGGCAGAGAGUUUGAAGCACAAAAUUCCAGAAUGUUUGAUAUCGAAAACAACGUACAACAGGUGGACGGCGCCUUACAAGCCAAAAGAUUUAGAUUAGACAGGGUGAUAGGAAGAAAAGAGUAA